Messenger RNA from Folsomia candida, 709 nucleotides. RefSeq lists its product as uncharacterized. The record is from RefSeq and is a predicted model, not a curated record. The transcript has 2 exons. The coding region runs from base 93 to 629 and encodes 178 amino acids. Lineage: Eukaryota; Metazoa; Arthropoda; Collembola; Entomobryomorpha; Isotomidae.
UGCGACACUUUUUAUGUGAGCAGAUCGCAUUCACAUCCAUCUCAGCAAUUCUGGAAAUCAUUUCUUGCCAAUCUGUAAUCCCACUGGAAACGAUGAAAACUCAAAAUCCGGCAUUAUUUCCACUCUUCAUACUUCUCGUCACUCUUCUCGUCUGCUUUACGGAACAAUACACCCCGGUCGAAGAGGAACUAGCAACAUGUCAAAACUCUCUGGAAAUUCAGAACGCGGCCACCUUAUCGCGCCUCGAAACCCUGCGCGCUGAGUGGAGCGCCGUGCAGAAAGAGUUUCAAGAUUUGCAAGCCCUCGGUUUGCAACGGGCGCAGCAAUGGGACCAGACUUUUACUGACUUGCAAGCUGAAAAUAACCAAAUUAAGCGGAACAUGACCCUCGCCGGGGGACAAUUGAAGUCGAAAUUCUCCUGUAAAGAGAAACGGGAGGCGGUCGAGGAGUGUCUGAGUUUCUGCCUUUUUCCGAACGGGUACGACACCUGCGAAGAUUCGCCCAGCCAGGACAACUAUUUCCAGAUGUACGCCCGAAAUUCGGGUCGUUCUCAUUACAACACGGUGACUUACACCAUGACAAAGGACUCUGUGGAGAAGGAGUGCAAAUUGAAAAUUGUCUUUGAAUGAUAAUUUUGAAUGUUUUGUUUUGCUCUGGUUUUUGCAAACUUGAACAUGAUGACACGUGCGAAAUAAGAAAUUAACGUAGG